CAUGAUAUUGUGGUGAGCCUAGGAUUGGGGGGAAAUGGGCGCAUCCAGUCGAGUCUCAGUAGCAAGAAGAGAGCCAUCGCCAUCGACGUAAGAUCUCUAAAGCAUGUUCUGAUUACUGUCAACGGAACCUAGGUCUAACCUAUACUUUAGGACCAAGCCACUGAGGUGGGGUAUGAAGUUCAACUCAUGGUCCGAACACGCCGCCGCCAAAAGAACACCUUCCCGUUCUUCGAGCUUCCUCCGGAGCUGCGCAAUAUGGUCUACGGACUCCUGCUUGGGAAUAGUCGGUUCUCUAGUUAUACGACGCGCCUGGGAACUAACGAAUUGACUCGAAUUACUUCGACCGGAAAUCUCGGAAUCUUUCUCCCGCGUCUGCGUUUCCACCGCAGCCCUCCAUUAAUCAGAGUGAGCCGUCAAAUGAGACUGGAGUAUGGAUCCUUGUUCUUCAACAUCACGGAAUUUGACCUUACCUCUUCUUACAGAGCCUCUACAAACUUGGAGAUGGUCUGCAAAUUUCUGGAAGGCAUUGGCGAGAUUGUAAGAGCCAAUAUCAAGAAGAUCAAAAUAGACUGGUGGAUGGAUGCUUGGAUGACGACUCAUAGCAUCAAGCUAAAACACGAAUUGCAGAUCUAUGAUGGGUUCAUCCAACACUUCAUCAACGUGUUGUUGACAUACCAGAAGCUUGAGACCCUCGAAAUCCAUGUUCCGAACAAGAGGGCGUUGAGCGUGUCCAAGUUCAAGAAACAUCUGUUUGAUUGGGCAUGUGGCUUUGCCCAUUUGCGCAAUCUUAAGGAUAAAAUGGAGGGACUGACGUUGGACGUCUUCACGAAACACAAGGCUCUUCUUCAGUGGCUGGACUUGGAAGACCCCGAGCGUAGGAAGGUCGAAUGAAGGGCCAAGAGCAGAGCGCUUGCACAGUCUCGAGAUGAAGAACACGAAGAUUUUGGUUCUUCCUGACCAGGAGCUGAUGAGCGCUUCUUCAGGUUAGAUCUUGGAAGCAGGGAAGGCGGGUGUGCCACACGGUCAGGUUAUGAGACUGACAGAACCUGCUCUAGAUUAGCGGGGCGAGGAUAGAAACUCAAUGAAAAUACG
Messenger RNA from Mytilinidion resinicola, 1092 nucleotides. RefSeq lists its product as uncharacterized. Bases 187 to 891 code for a protein of 234 amino acids. Lineage: Eukaryota; Fungi; Ascomycota; Dothideomycetes; Mytilinidiales; Mytilinidiaceae. The record is from RefSeq and is a predicted model, not a curated record. The transcript has a single exon.